This is a messenger RNA of Penicillium argentinense, 1947 nucleotides long. It is a transcript of the gene sac6, whose product is annotated as fimbrin. NCBI's taxonomy places the organism in Eukaryota, Fungi, Ascomycota, Eurotiomycetes, Eurotiales, Aspergillaceae. The transcript has 5 exons. Gene Ontology annotation, molecular function: actin filament binding. Gene Ontology annotation, biological process: actin filament bundle assembly; actin filament network formation. The record is from RefSeq and is a predicted model, not a curated record. The coding region runs from base 1 to 1947 and encodes 648 amino acids. Gene Ontology annotation, cellular component: cytoplasm; actin filament; actin filament bundle.
AUGAAUGUUCUCAAGCUCCAGAAGCGAUUCCCGCAGCUUGACCAGGGCGAGAUUUUCUCUCUCCAGGAUGCUUUCCACAAGCUGGACGUCGACGACCGCGGCUACCUAGACGAAGCAUCUGCGAUUAAGGCCACUCAACAGUCGGAGCGACAACCGUAUGAUGUCGUGCGCCAAGCGCUCAAGGGUGUGGAACUCGACAGCUCUCGCCGUGUAGAGCUCGAGGACUAUAUUGAUCUGGUCUCGAGACUGCGCUCUGGACCGGCGCCCGGCGCCCCUGGAGGUGCUAGCCCGGCUGCUGUUAUCCAAGGAGCCGGAGCCGGCGCUGGCGCCGGUGCUUCCCGCCACGUUUCCAAGGGCAGCGUCAGCGGUAGGAUUCACGUCCAAGGUUCAUCGUCGAACGUCACCCACACGAUCAACGAAGAUGAGCGAACCGAGUUCACGCGACACAUCAAUGCCGUUCUGGCCGGCGAUCCCGAUAUUGGCGACCUUCUCCCCUUUCCUACCGAUACCUUCGAGAUGUUUGAUAAGUGCAAGGAUGGCUUGGUACUCGCAAAACUGAUCAAUGACAGUGUUCCUGACACUAUUGAUGAACGUGUCCUGAACAAGGCCGGGCGGAAAAUCAAGGAGUUGAACGCUUUCCAUAUGACCGAGAACAACAACAUCGUCAUCAACUCCGCUAAGGGUAUUGGCUGCUCGGUUGUGAACAUUGGAAGCGGGGAUAUCAUUGAGGUUCGCGAGCACCUCAUCCUGGGUCUUAUCUGGCAGAUCAUCCGCAGGGGUCUGCUCGGCAAAAUCGACAUCAAGCUCCACCCUGAGCUUUACCGACUCCUGGAGGAGGAUGAGACACUGGAGCAGUUCCUGCGCUUGCCCCCAGAGCAGAUUCUACUCCGUUGGUUCAACUACCAUCUCAAGAACGCGAAAUGGGACAGACGGGUGAACAACUUCUCUACCGAUGUGAAAGAUGGUGAGAACUACACUGUUCUCUUGAAUCAACUGGCACCAGAAAUUUGCUCGCGAAGCCCUCUUCAGACUCAAGACCUGCUUCAGCGUGCAGAGCAGGUGCUUUCUAACGCGGAGAAGCUGGAUUGCCGCAAGUUCUUGACUCCGACAUCGUUGGUUGCAGGAAACCCCAAGCUUAACCUCGCCUUUGUCGCCAACUUGUUCAACACACACCCAGGACUGGACCCGAUCACCGAGGAGGAGAAGCUUGAAGUGGAAGACUUUGACGCCGAGGGUGAGCGUGAAGCCCGAGUCUUUACUCUAUGGUUGAAUUCGCUGGAUGUUCAGCCCUCCGUCAACUCGCUGUUUGAUGAUCUGCGUGAUGGAAAUGUCCUGCUGCAAGCAUACGACAAGGUUAUCCCUGGAAGCGUCAACUGGAGACAUGUCAACAAGCCGCCGGCGUCAGGCGGUGAAUUGAUGCGCUUCAAGGCCGUGGAGAAUACCAACUACUCCAUCGAACUUGGAAAACACCAUGGCUUCUCCCUUGUAGGCGUGCAAGGUGCUGAUAUCACUGAUGGGCAACGGACCCUUACCCUUGGCUUAGUGUGGCAGUUGAUGCGUCGAGAUAUUACCAGAACCUUGUCUGCACUGGCCCAGCGCCUGGGCAAGCGUGAGAUUACCGAUACUGAAAUGAUUCGCUGGGCCAAUGACAUGUCAAAGAGCGGUGGCCAGUCUUCUGCCAUCCGGAGCUUCAAGGACCAGUCCAUUGGAACGGGUCGAUUCCUGUUGGAUGUGCUCAACGGUAUGAAGAGCAGCUACGUGGACUACGACCUGGUGACUCCUGGCCGCACCGACGAGGAGGCAUAUGCCAAUGCCAAGCUGAGCAUCAGUAUUGCCAGAAAGAUGGGUGCCACGAUUUGGCUGGUACCGGAGGAUAUUUGCCAAGUGCGCUCUCGUUUGGUCACUACAUUCAUCGGUUCCCUUAUGGAUACCCACGAGAAGAUGUAA